UUACAAUCCGUUAAAAUCAUUCUAACAAUCAUUAAGCGCAUCAAGCAGGCCAGCGGCACUGAAUAGUCGAGAGAGCUCCUAAAUCAUGGCGGCGACCGCCGUCAUUCUCCACCACUUCCCUCUCUCCUGCCCUUCUUCAAAAAUAUCUCAUUCUCAAAUCUCGAUUCCCACCGUACUACGUUUCCAGCACCACUGCCUUAACACCCCUCUCCUUCAGGAAGGUCAGAGUUUGAAUUAUGAUUGGCGGACUAGGGGCGUCAAUCCUCGGAGCGGCGUAGUUAUGGGGGAUUAUGGCUAUGUAGACGACGAUGAUGAAGAAGAUGAAGAUGAUGAAGAGGAAGAUAGGAGUUUGGAUCUUUUGAUUAGGUUCGUAGAGAAUAUUUUCAGAAAGGUCUCUAGAAAAGCACGCAAGGCCGUUCGAUCUGUUCUUCCUGUCCCUAUUUCGGCCCAAUUGGUGGGAUUUGCUGUUAAUGGAGUAAUAAUUCUGACAUUUUUGUGGGUUUUGAAGGCAUUCCUAGAGGUAAUUUGCUCCUUUGGGAGUGCAGUGUUCGUGAGUAUUUUGCUUAUUCGCGGGAUAUGGACUGGGAUAUCCUACUUCCAAGAAAGCCGUAUUCACAGGGCAGAUGAUGAUGAUCCACAUACAUGGAGUGGCACAAAACCUGCCAUUUGAUCUAUUUCUUUGUGAAGGAUAGGUUCAGAGAUCAGAAAUGGUGGCAUAUGACUUCUGAUGCAAGGUAGAUGUGCUGAGCAACUCUAGUUCUUUGAAUAUGAAGAGAUGGAUCGAUCUUUACAGGGGGUCAUGGACAGGUUCUAGGUUUAACCAUACACCAUUUCUGCCCUCUCUUUUGUUCAAUCGCACCACAGAAAAGUUUGCGCUGUAGUUGUGAUUUGUUUAUCUAUAUAUCAUAGGUUACAUUUAAGUAAACCACAAUAGAAGGUCUUUUGAACUCCAUUUGAGGCUAAAUUGUAGAAGAUACCAGAUCAUGAGGUACUAUAUAUUUCUCAUGUAACCUUGUACAUGAUUAUGAAUCUAUAAACUAGUAUUUGGAAAUUGUGCUA
Messenger RNA from Olea europaea var. sylvestris, 1059 nucleotides. RefSeq names its product protein SHORT HYPOCOTYL IN WHITE LIGHT 1-like. Gene Ontology annotation, biological process: negative regulation of photomorphogenesis; regulation of abscisic acid-activated signaling pathway. The record is from RefSeq and is a predicted model, not a curated record. Bases 86 to 670 code for a protein of 194 amino acids. The transcript is spliced from 4 exons. NCBI's taxonomy places the organism in Eukaryota, Viridiplantae, Streptophyta, Magnoliopsida, Lamiales, Oleaceae.